Chiloscyllium plagiosum (whitespotted bambooshark) is the source of this 2277-nucleotide messenger RNA. It is a transcript of the gene saal1, whose product is annotated as serum amyloid A-like 1. Gene Ontology annotation, biological process: positive regulation of synoviocyte proliferation. Gene Ontology annotation, cellular component: nucleoplasm. The record is from RefSeq and is a predicted model, not a curated record. NCBI's taxonomy places the organism in Eukaryota, Metazoa, Chordata, Chondrichthyes, Orectolobiformes, Hemiscylliidae.
CGGCGCUGUAAGGGCGAGGAUCAAGUGGCUGCCAGGGCCUGUGCUGUUACUGUUUUGCUGAGCACAGAGGAAUGGGAUCAGGCUUGGGUUGUUGAUUGGUGAUGAAUUGGAGUUCCCUCUUUGCUUUGAUGAAUGAGAGAACUCGAACCUGUGAGAGAAGAGCAGUUGCUGCAAAAAUAGCACUGUUCAAACAUUCUGAAUGCUGGGAUGGAUCGCAACCCAUCUCCACCACCAAGUGAUGAAAGCACUGAUGAGACAACCAGAGUUGAUGCAAUUGGGAACACAGUGUACAGCAAGCACUGGUUGUUCAGCACACUCAUGAAGCUGAUUGAGCUUGUCUGUCCAGAAGGUGAAGAGGCAGAAGGAUCAGAUUCCAGAACAGAGACAGAACUGGAUGAAGAUCUGGAGAAUGAGAUCUGUAAAAUGUGGGACAUGUCAAUGGAUGAGGAUGUUGCUGUGUUUCUUCAGGAAUUCAAUGCUACAGACAUCUUGCUGGGCAUCAUUGGUAAAUCCAAGUGUCCCCGACUAACGGAGAUUUGCGUUGGUAUCCUGGGAAAUAUGGCUUGUUACAAGGAGACCUGUCAGGCAAUCAGUAAUAAUGAUAAUCUUGUUAAUGUUUUGCUGUUGCUACUAGGAGAUUCUGACCCACCUACUCUUUUGGAGACAAGCAGGUUAAUACUGGGCUGUCUUUCUCAGCCAGAUGUGUCCAGCAUUUGGGUUGAUCAAAUCCACAAGCAACACUCUGUUCGGGAGAACGUAUGUUUCAUAAUGCAGAGCUCUACAAAUGCUGAUUUGUUGGGGAAGAUUGGUGAGGUGGUCGAUAAACUCUUUGAUUUGGACAAGGAACUAAUGCUAAGCUGGGUCGUGGAGUCAAAGGGGUUGGCUGAUGCAUCAACUAUAGAAAAAGAAAACUCAGCUGAAACUGCAUUUGUCCCUUGCUUAUUGGAAGCAGCCAGACAACUCAGGUCAGACAGUAUUGAAGGGUUAGAAGUUUACAUGCAUAUACUACAGCUGCUCACUACAACAGAUGGAGGAAUGCAGGCAAUAGUAAGAACUCCAGACAAGGCUGAGGCAACCUGGACUCUACUGUAUGACAUAGUUCGCACUGAUCUUUGUCAGGAUGAUGACCCAGCUAUCAUUGUAGAGGAGCAGGCAAGUGUGUUGUCCUCCACUCUGGCUGUCCUUUCAGCAAUAUUUGCAUCAUGCAUGGAGGAGAAUUACAUCAAGAUUGAGCGAAACCUUCCUUUGCUUGAUACGCUGCUGCGAGUUUUGUUCUAUGCAGAGGAAUCUCAAAAGAGACCAUCAGAGAGAACAAGGAGACCCAGCACAGACAAGUGGUCUGUGCCAUCUCCGAUAUCUGGUGCCCAGAAAGGGAAACAGCGGGAAGGAGACUUUCAUUUGAAAAUUCUCCUGGAUAUCUGUUGUGAAUUUCUGUCUGAAAUCUUCAUGAACAUUGGAAAGGAGAUUGUCUCAAAAAGCUUUAAAGAAGGAUUCCUGAGCCAAGAAAUGUGUACUUCUGCUUUUCGCCACCUCCUCCCUCAGUAUCAUACAGCUGUUGAAAAAUUCCACACCAUCGUAUUGGAAGUACAACCGGACACUGCGGAACAAUUACUACUGGAGUUUCCCAAUCUAAGAUCCUCACUGGGAGUUGUUGCUGCCACUGAGAGGGGGGGUACUAUGUUGUGUGGAGCAGAUGGCCGCAAGACAGAAAAACUCUUAAUUGUCUAAAUGCACAUACCUCUGCCAGACAUUACCUGGCAACAAUAACGUUGUCAAUCACAGACAUAUCACAUCACACAACUGUAUUUGGAUUUGUGAGCAACACAGGAUCGCGUGUUCAUAAUUGGAUUAAUGUCCUUAUACAGUGUUUGUUUGAGUAUUUAUGCAGUACAUGUGAGGUUUCUUUCUCGAUGUAAAUGUGAAAGAGACUAGCAGUUGUGGAAAAUUUCAGGAUUGCUAAAGUUACCGACAAAUAUCUGCUCUGUUUUGAGCAUCCUGAGAAUGUGACAUCUCAGGAGCAGUUUCAUCUUGAACCAUCCAAGGACAUGUCACAGUUUCAGGGCUGAAAGUUGACACCUAAAGCUGCAGCCUUUAUCUUUAUGUUUACCCUGCUGAAGCUGUGAUGUGUUGAACUAUAAAUGUGCUCUAUCAGCACUAACCUGUUUACUAUGUUACUUAUGCUGAAAAAUAUAAUAUUCAACAGUGCGUAUUUUUCUUCAAUAAAUGUUUGCUUUGCUAUCUCAAUCAGCGGUCAGUGAAUAAAGAAUGUUUAGCUGA